This is a messenger RNA of Rhincodon typus (whale shark), 742 nucleotides long. RefSeq names its product pyruvate carboxylase, mitochondrial-like. Lineage: Eukaryota; Metazoa; Chordata; Chondrichthyes; Orectolobiformes; Rhincodontidae. The transcript has 6 exons. Gene Ontology annotation, cellular component: cytoplasm. Gene Ontology annotation, molecular function: pyruvate carboxylase activity; ATP binding; metal ion binding. Gene Ontology annotation, biological process: gluconeogenesis; pyruvate metabolic process. The record is from RefSeq and is a predicted model, not a curated record. Bases 83 to 742 code for a protein of 219 amino acids.
GAUAUGUGUGUUAGUUAAGGACACUGGUUGCUUGAGGAUUCUUGCUGUCUCUGCUGAAUUUGAACUCCUUCAGAUAAUACAGAUGUUUCAGCUACGAAUUGUAAAAGGGGGCUUCAGCUUCCUGGGGGUCAGACGGAUAGUUGUGCUAAAUGCUGCUCAUCAAAGCACUCAACACAAGGACUACAAGCCCAUCAAGAAAGUGAUGGUAGCUAACAGAGGUGAGAUAGCGACCAGAGUGUUUCGAGCUUGCACGGAGCUCGGGAUCCGCACUGUGGCUGUUUACUCGGAACAGGACACUGGGCAGAUGCACAGGCAGAAGGCCGACGAAGCCUACUUGAUCGGAAAGGGUCUCCCCCCUGUCCAGGCUUACCUGCACAUUCCUGACAUCAUCAAAGUAGCCAAGGAAAAUGAAGUGGAUGCCAUUCACCCGGGCUACGGAUUCUUGUCAGAGAGAGCGGACUUUGCACAGGCAUGUGUAGAUGCAGGAGUACGCUUCAUUGGACCCAGCCCAGAAGUGGUGCGGAGAAUGGGCGACAAAGUGGAGGCACGCACCAUUGCUAUCGAUGCCGGUGUUCCUGUUGUGCCAGGCACUGCAACGCCUAUUACAUCGCUGGCAGAGGCCCAAGAAUUUGCUAACAGUUAUGGCUACCCGAUCAUCUUUAAAGCUGCUUACGGAGGCGGUGGCAGAGGAAUGAGAGUGGUCCGCAACUAUGAGAUUUCUGUUGAUGACACUGGUGGUUAG